This is a messenger RNA of Solanum dulcamara, 1896 nucleotides long. Its product is annotated as transcription initiation factor TFIID subunit 15b. Bases 72 to 1490 code for a protein of 472 amino acids. Gene Ontology annotation, molecular function: RNA binding. The transcript is spliced from 6 exons. The record is from RefSeq and is a predicted model, not a curated record. Lineage: Eukaryota; Viridiplantae; Streptophyta; Magnoliopsida; Solanales; Solanaceae.
AUCCCCAUAUAGUGUUUUACUCACUUUAUCUUUUCUUCUUUCUCGUUCAUAAACCCUAGCUAGUGUAGUCGAUGGCUGGUACGUACGGUUACGAAGGCGGCGGAUCUGCUCCGCCACCUAGUGGCGGAGGAGGCGGCGGGUAUGGAUCAGGCGGGGGAGGAUAUGGUGGUUCAAGUGGUGGUUAUGGAGGCAGUGGCGGAUCAUACGGUGGCGGUGGUAGAGGAGGUGGUGGUGGUGGAGGUGGUCGAGGAGGUGGAGGAUAUGGUGGUGGUUCCCAUAAUCGAGGAGGUGGCGGUGGAUACCAAGGGGGAGAUCGUGGAGGUGGCGGCGGAUACCAAGGAGGAGAUCGUGGAGGGGGCGGCGGAUACCAAGGAGGAGAUCGUGGAGGUGGCGGCGGAUACCAAGGAGGAGAUCGUGGAGGUCGCGGCAGCGGUCGUGGUGGAGGAAGUGGUAAGGAAGGUGAUUGGCGUUGCCCUAACCCAAGUUGUGGAAAUUUGAACUUUGCUAGAAGAGUUGAAUGUAACAAAUGUGGUGCACCUUCACCUGCUGGUUCUGAUGAUCGUGGUGGCAGAGGUGGUGGUAGCAAUUAUAACAGAGGUGGAAGUGAUGGGGGAUAUGGAAAUAGUCGAGGGGGAAGAGGUGACAGCUAUGAAAGCAGAAAUGCUGGAGGUGGUAGAACUGGUUCUUAUGGUGGUAGUCAGGGAAGAGAUGGUGGUGGUUAUGCUCAAGGUCCUCCACAUGCUCCUCCAUCUUAUGGGGCAGCUGAUGGCAACUAUCCACCACCUUCUAAUACUUACGGUGGAAACCCUGAUGCAGUCACCCCGCCCACGAGUUAUGUUGGUGGACCUGCAUCUUAUCCCCCUUCGUAUGGUGCCCCUGGUGGUUACGGUGGGGAUACACCAGCUGAUGCCCGUGGGGGUGGACGGGGUGGCCCGCCUGGUGGAUAUGAUGGGGGAUAUGGCAGUGGUGCCCGGAAUGCAGGAGGUGGUUAUGGUAGUUCUCCAGCUGAGGCUCCGGUAAAGGUCAAGCAAUGCGAUGAGAGUUGUGGAGAUCUCUGUGACAACGCAAGAAUAUAUAUCUCAAAUUUGCCUCCUGAUGUGACCGUUGAAGAACUUAGAGAACUUUUUGGGAGCAUUGGACAAGUGGCAAGAAUCAAGCAAAAACGAGGCUACAAAGACCAGUGGCCUUGGAGCAUAAAGCUAUACACAGACGAACAGGGAAAUAACAAAGGAGAUGCAGUUCUGUCAUAUGAAGAUCCUUCUGCAGCGCACUCUGCCGGCGGCUUUUUCAAUAAUCAUGACUUCAGAGGUUACAAAAUCACUGUUGCGAUGGCUGAAAAGUCUGCACCAAAGCCGCCUCCGGCAUUUGGUUCUGGCCGUGGCGGUCGAGGAGGUUAUGGUGGUGGUGGGCGCAGGGAUAACUAUAGAGACGGUGGAGGUUCUGGCCCAGAUAGACAAUUUCAUGGUGGAAACCGUUCACGUCCUUAUUGAGUUCCAGCCAAGCAUUUUAUGUACUAAAAAUUUGUGGUGGGAGGGUUUUUUAAUUAGUUCCAUUUCAAGAUAUACUCUCUGUGACUUAAAGAGGUAGGCUGUUUACUCGCUUUCACUUGAGCAAUAUCCACCUUUUUUCCUUUCUUACUGCUACUUGGGGUAUCGGAAGGGAUGGGGUUUUUCUAGUCAGAACCUUUUUUGAUAUGUUGAAUGUUUUGAUAGAGGCGAUUGGAUAAUCUGCAAAUUGCUGCUAAGGUAGGUGAAAUAUUCAGGUGAGUGUUACUACUGUGGAAAACCAAAUACUCUGGUAAUUCUAUCUGAAUGAUGUUUGGUCUCUGUAGGGUGAUUUUGCUUGCAUGUCGGAGAUGCUAGCAUCAGACCUUGUAUAAUGAAUUUGUUUCCUUUA